UGAAGAGUUUUAUAUCAAAACUGAAUUGAUGAUAAGUGGUGGUAGAUAUAUAAGAAGAAUUUGCAAACAGAAUUCAUUAUCACACCAAAAUCCAAGACUGAAAAAUGAAUAAAGCAUUUUUGGUGGUUUUCCUUUUCGUGGGUCUAGCUGCCCUGUGCUGGGCAAGUACUGACUGCCCACCAAACGUUUGCUCCACUACCAAGUGCCCAAGUUACAUCACCGAGGACUAUUGCCACAUGAGAAAGAUGUUUUAUGUUCCUCAUGGUUGGCCCUGCGGCUGCUGUCCGAGAUGUCGUAUACGCUACUAGCCAAUCAAAGCCACCAUCUUCGACAACCCCCUCAAGAAGAAGGAAUAUUCUGCAUUAUAAAAAAAAUAAUUAUGAAACAAUACUUUAUUUCCAUAAAAAUCAUAGUUUUAAAUACAUUUUUCAGUAAUAAAUCUUUUUUUACCUUUGUCA
Messenger RNA from Nezara viridula (southern green stink bug), 458 nucleotides. The record is from the annotation of a GenBank genome assembly. Lineage: Eukaryota; Metazoa; Arthropoda; Insecta; Hemiptera; Pentatomidae.